Molecule: messenger RNA, 531 nt
Organism: Pristis pectinata (smalltooth sawfish)
Lineage: Eukaryota; Metazoa; Chordata; Chondrichthyes; Rhinopristiformes; Pristidae
Product: cytochrome c oxidase assembly factor 1 homolog
Exons: 4
Coding region: 97-432 (111 amino acids)
Biological process (GO): mitochondrial respiratory chain complex I assembly; mitochondrial respiratory chain complex IV assembly
Cellular component (GO): mitochondrial inner membrane
Source: RefSeq, a predicted model, not a curated record
CUCCGUGAAGUUUUCAUGAUGCCCUGUUUCAACACGUGCUUUACAACAGAUGGCAAUAUAUUUGGGAAUUAGUUUCUGGAGGAGGAUGUGGCAGUAAUGUAUUACCUUAUACAACAAAAUUUUGCCAAGUCAGAAUACUACAAGUUGGCAAUUGAAGAGCUCAAGAAAAAUGACGUAGCGCUGGCUGCCUUGGGAGCCCCUCCUCUCCAUAUCCGAAAUAUCAAACUUACCGACCGAAAUAAUCGGGUGGAUGGAAUAAGUGCAAGGAUUAAAAUUCCAGUAUGUGGAAACAAAUCAACUGGUUAUCUCCACACCUAUUGUAUCAGAGACACUGUACAGAAAAGAUGGUUUUUGCAAGAAGCCAUUUUGCAGUUUCUGGAUGGUCAAGAAGUUUCAGUGUACUCCGUGAACAAGGAUGAAGACCAAAGUUAAUACAAGUGUGAUGGCUUGCAGAAUUGCUUAUUGGACUCUGUUCAAUGUAUAUGGUCCUGGAGGUAAUAGGUCAUCCUUUAAUAAAUGUAUACAAUUCAA